CUGCUAAAUCUAUUCCGAAGCUGAGGGCAGACAACCAGUACAAGGGAAGUGUGGCUUCUUUAAAUGGACAUCUGUUCUUGCGGUAUGGCCCAGAUAUCCAGUAGCAAUGGAUUUAAACAGCGCUCAUCACCUUCUUUGGCAGCAGCAAGGUCAAAAGAUGUGGACAAGGAGGAGGCGUUGCAGAUGGAAGCUGAGGCAUUAGCUAAGAUGCAGAAAGAAAGAGGUGUAGCUGGUAAUAAACAAACUUUUCAUUCUUUAAGCAGCACCAGACAAAACGCACAGACUCAUAACAAACAGGACCAUGAUCUCAUGGUGUUUCCAGAGUCUGAUACCAAAAGCAUGGAAGAUAAACUAAGUACCAUUGACAUAGAGAAGCUUACUCACGCUGAACUAGAGAAACUGCUGCUGGAUGACAGUUUUGAAUCUAGUAAAGUACCUACGUUACCAGUAAGUCCUGUUUUGAGCUCAUCUGUGUCUUCACAAUUUUAUCUUGGGCCUACGGGUCAGAGGAGACAGUGGGCACCUGGGAUACCAGCACCUGUGACAUGCACUUUACCUACUAUUUACCCCUCAGCUUCUUACACAAAACAGACUGGUGUAUUUCAGAAUGGAUUCCACCCAAGUAUGUCCUCCUAUCGCUCUAGAGAACCUAUUUAUCUUGGUCUUCCAAGACAGUCGCAAUACAUUUCAUACCCAUUGGCAGCUACUACACCUUUCCAUCCACAAGGAAGCCUACCUAUGUAUCGUCCAGUACUUACACCAGAAAUGGCAAAAGUGUUUGACAAAAUUGCAAGCACCUCGGAAUUUCUGAAAAAUGGGAAGUCAAGCACGGACUUAGAAAUGACUGCUAUAAAGUCUGCAGUUUCUAACCUACCAGCCUCAGAAAGCUGCAGGGAUGUUAGUAAAUUUGAUUGGUUGGAUUUGGAUCCCCUAAGUAAACCAAAAGUGGAUACUGUGGAGACGUUAAAUACAGCAGAGAAUGAUGGAGAGAGGGCUUCAAGUAUGACUGCUGAAGAUCCAUGGGAUGCUGUGCUGUUAGAAGAAAAGUUGUUAGUAACUUGUCAUCUGGAAAGAAAAGUUAAUGGGAAAUCUUCUGGAGCAACAGUUACAAGGAGCCAGUCCUUAAACAUGCGAACAACUCAACUUUCAAAGUUGCAAGGCCAAACAUCACAGAAAGACAAUGGGACCACUGGCAUGCUGACAGAAAACGUGCUUCUCCAAGAAAUUGAAGGGCAGAAUCAAGAACUGUCAGCUUUUUCUCAAGCAGUUACGAAAUUGAGGACCAAGUUUCCUUAUGCUAAUCAGCAAACAAACCCAGGCUUUGUGCUGAGUCCAGUCAUGCUGCAAAGAAAUAUAAGUGGGGAGACUGCCAGUAUCAAGGUUUCUAUAGAAAUCGAAGAAUUCCAGCAACCAGUAACUUUUACGUGUGAUGUGAGUUCCCCUGUUGAGCUUAUAAUAAUGCAGGCGCUUUGCUGGGUGCAUGAUGACUUGAACGAAGUGGACAUUGACAGCUAUAUCCUGAAAGUCUGUGGCCAAGAAGAAGUUUUACAGAAUAAGCACUGCGUAGGAAGUCAUGAAUACAUUCAGAAUUGUCGGAAGUGGGACACAGAAAUCAAACUGCAGCUCUUGACCCAUAGUGGAAUAUGCAGAGAUCUGGCACGAACAGAAGAUGAUGACAGAACACCCAUACAUCUAACCAAACACCUCUACAAAGUAGAAAAGCCUUUCAGAGAACCUAUUAUAAGGUCUUCCAUUGAAGAGCUUCUUGAUACGUAUCACAAGCAAGUUAACAUAGCUCUUAAAAAUGAGAACCAGCAUAAAGCAGUAGAUCACGUAAUUAAGACUGUCAGAAAAAUCUGUUCUACACUGGAUUGCGUAGAGACUUCUGCAAUAACGGAAUCGGUAAAGAAGCUACGGAGGGCUGUUAAUCUUCCAAGGACUAAAAAUGCUGAG
This is a messenger RNA of Tauraco erythrolophus (red-crested turaco), 1953 nucleotides long. The record is from RefSeq and is a predicted model, not a curated record. NCBI's taxonomy places the organism in Eukaryota, Metazoa, Chordata, Aves, Musophagiformes, Musophagidae.